CCCGCCGGAACUGCCCCUGGAGCCGCCGCCUCGCCCCGGAACCGCUCGCUGAGGGCGGGCCGGGCGCUGCGCGGAACAUGGAGCGGCGGGACGGCCGCGCCGGGGGCUUCAGGAAGGACACCGUGGAGCGGCUUCUCCGCCUGCACUUCCAGGACGGGAGGAUCCGAGUCAGCGCCGACGCACAGCUGCUGCUGGCCGAGUUGCUGAAGGUGUUCGUCCGAGAAGCGGCAGCGCGGGCAGCGCGGCAGGCUCGGGCAGAAAACCUCAACAAGGUGGAUACGGACCAGCUGGAGAAGGUGUUGCCGCAGCUGAUUCCAGAUCCUCAUCUCUGACUCCUAUGGAAACAGCAGUCCCAAAGCUGUUGCUCUGAAAAGCAGUCUUGAUCCUAAAAAAGGUUCGAGUUCCCUAACACACACAAGCACUGACUGAAGAAAAGUGCUGGUGUGGAGAUCCAUAGUAAAGUAGUAAUUGAAUAGCAGCAGCAGCUAAAUGUAACUUUGUAUAGGAAAGGGGAAUAAGACUUCUUGUCUAGCUACUGAAGAUAGCAAAUUUUCAUUCUUGUGGUUCAAUGUGGCUUGAUUCACAGCUGUAUUACACAAGGGACAAGCACGGGCAGAACUGCCUGAGGAAACACAGUCAGCARUGUGAAGCCCCUACACUUAAAAUUGCCCCAGGAAUACUGACAUUACUGCUUGUGUCCCUAAACUCAUUUUCCCACGUCAGGUACUUGCAGGGGAUAGUUACGGUGCUAGCCUUUUACAAAAAAUGACACAAUUGAAACAGCUAAGCAAAUCAGCYAAGCAAAUCGUACUAUUUGAUGUCACCCAUGCUCUUCAAAAAACAAGGACUAGCACAUCUGAAGGCACCUCCCAAACACUACUGUGUAUUCUAGUCCUGGAAACCAAAACCACCAGCACAAGUAUUUCACCACCUAUCAUUAGCAAUUGCUCUUAGUUUCCCCAUAAUAUAUCCUGCAUAAAUUCAGCAAGGCAGCUCUAGCCACUGUCUACCUCUGAUUUGUGUGACGUUCCCUGACAGCAUGGGAACUAAGAUACUGACAGUCCUGUGGAGCUUAGGCUCAGCCCAUGCUUAAUCCACUAGAGAGUAAUAAACUUUAAACAUUAUUUGAAUGGUUUUUUUGUUUGCUGUGGUAUGUCUUUUAUAGCCUAUCAAGUGGCAGAAGGGCUUGCUUUGCACAGGAAGGAUUUAGAGUAGCAGCUGUACGUAGUGCUUCCACAUUCCCGCUGCCAGUGGCCGCACACAUUCAUUCCCUGUUUACAUUUGGGUGUCAUUUAUAUAAGAAAUCAAUCAACUCUUUUGGUAAAACAUUCUGCACUCCCUCUGCUUUGAGUCUCAUUUUUCCUCUUCCACCUUUCAUGCCUCCCCCUCCAAGUUUCUUCAAAGCAUCUGUGAGCAUUUGGAAGUAAUUAGACCUGAAGGGAGACAAUGACAAGUGCCAGGAACCCAGGAUGCCCUUUCUAGCCACUUUGAAGUUCAUUCAGAUGGUACAAAGCUCCGUUUUGCUUUGUUGGGAAAAAAAAAAAACAAACCUGAAGAGAAUAAGGCAUGACAGGCCUAUUGAAAAGGGAGCAGG
This is a messenger RNA of Malurus melanocephalus (red-backed fairy wren), 1594 nucleotides long. RefSeq names its product centromere protein X (gene CENPX). Gene Ontology annotation, cellular component: FANCM-MHF complex; Fanconi anaemia nuclear complex. The transcript has 5 exons. Lineage: Eukaryota; Metazoa; Chordata; Aves; Passeriformes; Maluridae. Gene Ontology annotation, biological process: resolution of meiotic recombination intermediates; replication fork processing; DNA repair. The coding region runs from base 78 to 332 and encodes 84 amino acids. Gene Ontology annotation, molecular function: protein heterodimerization activity. The record is from RefSeq and is a predicted model, not a curated record.